AUGGCCCCCGACCACAAGGCUUGCCUGAUCGUGAUUGACGGCUGGGGCAUCCCCUCCGAGGAGUCGCCCAAGGAUGGCGACGCCAUUGCUGCCGCCGACACCCCCGUCAUGGACGAACUUUCCAAGAGCCCGACCGGCUUCACCGAACUCGAGGCCUCGUCCCUGGCUGUUGGUCUCCCCGAGGGCCUCAUGGGCAACUCUGAAGUCGGACAUCUCAAUAUUGGCGCCGGCCGCGUCGUCUGGCAGGACGUCGUGCGCAUCGAUCUCGCCGUCAAGAAGGGCGAGUUCGCCAGCAAUGAUGUGAUUAAGAAGGUCCUGGAGGCGGCCAAGAAUAGCAACGGGCGUCUUCACCUCUGCGGUCUAGUGUCCCACGGCGGUGUGCACUCGAAGCAAACACAUCUGUAUGCCCUCCUCAAGGCCGCCAAGGAGUGCGGCGUGCCCAAGGUCUUCAUCCACUUCUUUGGCGAUGGCCGUGACACGGAUCCCAAGUCGGGCGCCGCGUACAUGGAGGAGCUGCUGUCGACAAUCAAGGAGAUUGGCGUUGGCCAGAUCGCCACAGUCGUCGGUCGGUACUACGCCAUGGACCGUGACAAAAGGUGGGAGCGGAAUGAGAUUGCGCUGAAGGGUAUGGUGCUUGGCGAGGGCGAGCAGAGCGACGAUCCGGUCAAGACCGUCAAGGAGCGGUACGAGAAAGGCGAGACUGACGAGUUCCUCAAGCCCAUCAUCGUCGGCGGCGACGAGGGCCGGAUCAAGGACGGCGACAAUGUCUUCUUCUUCAACUACCGGUCUGACCGUGUCCGGCAAAUUACCCAGCUGUUGGGCGACGUCGACCGGUCCCCCCUGCCUGACUUCCCCUACCCCAAGAUCAACCUGGUCACCAUGACCCAAUACAAGCUUGGCUAUCCGUUCGAGAUUGCCUUCAGGCCCGUGCACAUGGGCAACGUGCUCGCCGAGUGGCUUGGCAAGCAAGGCGUCGAGCAAGUUCACAUCGCCGAGACGGAGAAGUACGCCCACGUCACCUUCUUCUUCAACGGCGGUGUCGAGAAGGUCUUCCCCCUCGAGACGCGCGACGAGUCACAGGAUCUCGUGCCUUCGAACAAGAGCGUGCCGACAUACGACAAGGCGCCCGAGAUGAGCGCCGACGGCGUCGCGAACCAGGUUUGCAAGCGCAUGGCUGAGCAGAAGUUCCCCUUCGUCAUGAACAACUUUGCCCCUCCGGACAUGGUCGGCCACACGGGGGUGUACGAGGCCGCCAUCGUCGGCUGCGAGGCCACGGACAAGGCCAUUGGCAAGAUCUACGAGGGCUGCAAGAAGUCAGGCUACAUCCUCUUCAUCACGGCCGACCACGGCAACGCCGAGGAGAUGAAGUUCCCCGACGGCAAGCCCAAGACGUCGCACACCACCAACAAGGUUCCUUUCAUCAUGGCCAAUGCGCCCGAGGGCUGGAGCCUGAAGAAAGAGGGUGGCGUACUGGGCGACGUCGCUCCCACUGUGCUCGAGGCCAUGGGCCUGCCCAUCCCCGCAGAGAUGACGGGCUCGAGCUUGCUGGUCAAGUCGUGA
Molecule: messenger RNA, 1560 nt
Organism: Parathielavia appendiculata
Lineage: Eukaryota; Fungi; Ascomycota; Sordariomycetes; Sordariales; Chaetomiaceae
Exons: 4
Coding region: 1-1560 (519 amino acids)
Biological process (GO): glucose catabolic process
Cellular component (GO): cytoplasm
Molecular function (GO): manganese ion binding
Source: RefSeq, a predicted model, not a curated record